This is a messenger RNA of Lottia gigantea (owl limpet), 1190 nucleotides long. RefSeq lists its product as hypothetical. Gene Ontology annotation, biological process: protein acetylation. The record is from RefSeq and is a predicted model, not a curated record. Gene Ontology annotation, cellular component: cytoplasm. The transcript has 5 exons. Bases 19 to 756 code for a protein of 245 amino acids. NCBI's taxonomy places the organism in Eukaryota, Metazoa, Mollusca, Gastropoda, Lottiidae. Gene Ontology annotation, molecular function: acetyl-CoA binding; N-acetyltransferase activity.
AAGCUGUAAAAAAGCGAAAUGGAGAAAGAAGAAGUUCAAGUCAUUCCUCUCCAUCACCGUAAAGAAUUGAUAGAAGAAUGUGCUCAGUUGUUGAAUACAUACUGGUCUCGAAGUCUCAAUGCUAGAAUUCAGUCAUUGGAGAUAUCAAGAGAUAGUUUACCCUGUAGUUUAAUAAUGGUCAGAAAUCAUGCUGGAAAAUCAGAGGUCAUAGGUCAUGCUAAAAUAAUGGAAGCCCAGGGUGUAGACAAGGCUUGUUAUAUUGAAAGUGUUUUUAUAAGAGAGGAUUUGAGAGGGAAAGGAUAUGGAAAGAAAAUUAUGCUGGAAGCUGAAAAAUAUUCUUCAGGGAAAGGUUUUAAACAGAUGUUUCUCAAUACCUUAGAUAAACAAGACUUUUACAGCCAUCUUGGAUAUAAACUAAGUCAUCCUGUUCUAACAUUAGGAGCUAAUGCUCAUAGAAUACCUCAAGCUAUGAUUGAUCAGCUAACCAAAACCAAUAUCAAGAAUUCCUGCUGUAAAUCUUCAACGAAAUUCGAUAAUCCAACCAAUACCUCUCAAAAUAUAACAUGUUCAACGCAAUGUUCUUCAACCAAAACUUGUCCAGAUGCAAGUGUUCCAUCCCCACCCGCAGCACCACAGGCACCUCCUGCCCCACCCCUACCAAAGAUUGAGAAAAAAUGUUCAGGGACUGCAAAUAAACAUGUAAUGAAUCAAUGCUGUGAUCCAACAAAAGUUACUUGGAUGAAAAAAGAUAUUUGAUGAUAAGAUUCAUUUGUAUCCUGCAUUCAAUGGGGUGGGGGGUGGGGAGAAUCUUUGUAGUGCCUUUAUAGCAUGAAAGUUUGGUUUAGAAAAAAAAUCAGGGAAAGAUUAUUAUCUCAAGAUUUUUUAAUAGAAUUUUUAAAUGUAAUAAUAAAAAAUUUGUCUACUCCCUAUGUAACUGCAGUGACUUCAUUGAUUAUGUAACAGCAAUGCCAGAGUUAUGUACAUCGAGUUUUUAUGUUUUAAGCAGAAAUGUAGUUUUAUAGCAUCUGCUAAUGCAUUUUACACGCUUAUAAAUUUUGUAGGUAGUCAAUAAAUCAUCAUUUAUUUUACCUUUGCUUUUUCCACCUUUUUCAUACAAUUGUUUUACCUCUAUGUUUUACAUUGUUUACUCUGUGAUUAAACCAUAAAUAAACAUGUUUUUUUUCUAUUGA